Bacidia gigantensis is the source of this 837-nucleotide messenger RNA. RefSeq lists its product as uncharacterized. Gene Ontology annotation, biological process: L-leucine catabolic process; ketone body biosynthetic process. The transcript has a single exon. NCBI's taxonomy places the organism in Eukaryota, Fungi, Ascomycota, Lecanoromycetes, Lecanorales, Ramalinaceae. The coding region runs from base 1 to 837 and encodes 278 amino acids. Gene Ontology annotation, molecular function: hydroxymethylglutaryl-CoA lyase activity. The record is from RefSeq and is a predicted model, not a curated record.
AUGAAGGGACUAGACAACUACCUCAAAGCAACUGGGGAUAUGCCCUUCACGAGUCAAGACCCUCUCACACCUCCUCCCUCGCCGAAAGCAGACCCGCAAAUACAAGAGCCAGCACCCAUAACCUCGACCUCCGACCCCAAUGCCAUGCCCUCUUCUCCCACAUCACCCUCUUCUCAUCCAAUUCCAAACCAUACAACAGACAUCUCCAUCUUCGUCUCAGCAACCGAAUCUUUCUCGCGCGCCAACACAAACAACACCAUCGCCUCCUCCCUCCAAGCCGUACAAUCCAUCAUAUCCCGCGCAAAACCUCUCAACAUUCGCGUCCGAGGAUACAUAUCCUGCUGCCUCGGCUGCCCCUAUGAAGGCCUCGACGUUUCCCCUGCCGCUGUCGCCGGCAUCGCCACCUCCCUCCUAGAAUACGGCGUCGACUCCGUCUCCAUCGCCGACACCAUCGGCACUGGUACAGCCCCGAAAACGACCAUGUUGCUGAAAACGCUGUCUGCAGCGGGCAUUGCGCCAGCGGAUAUAGCGCUCCAUUUCCACGACACGUAUGGGCAGGCGUUGGUGAAUACGGUAGUGGGAUUGGAGCACGGGAUCAGGAUCUUUGACUCGGCGGUUGGUGGAUUGGGCGGAUGUCCAUUUGCGGGACAGGCGACGGGCAAUGUGAGUACGGAGGAUUUGGUGUAUAUGUUGCAUAGUCUGGGUAUGCAGACGGGCGUUGAUAUCGAGGAGAUGAGCCGUAUUGGGGCGUGGAUUUGUGGGGAGCUGGGACGGGCGCAUGAGAGUAGGGCGGGGAAGGCGGUAUUGUCGAAGUUGAAGAAGGAGAAAGGGUCGUAG